Molecule: messenger RNA, 741 nt
Organism: Macrosiphum euphorbiae (potato aphid)
Lineage: Eukaryota; Metazoa; Arthropoda; Insecta; Hemiptera; Aphididae
Source: the annotation of a GenBank genome assembly
AUGGCUGAGCAAGACACUGUGAGUAUUAAACUGGUACAGGAAAUCGAAAAAUAUACGUGUUUGUAUGAUUAUAACUUAAAAUCGUAUAGCAACGAUCGGGCAAAAACAGCAGCAUGGAAUGAAAUUUCAAAAACAGUUAAUAUAUCAGUAAGUGAAUGUAAAGAAAAAUGGAGGAAUGUUAGAGGAAGGUACUUAAGACAAAUUAAAGAACAACCACCAAGCGGAUCUGGAGCCAAACGCAAAAAGAAAGAUUACUAUCUAAGUGAAUACUUACAUUUCAUCGAACCGUUCACCAAAUCAAGACCCCAAACCGGAAAUUUACAAGCCCAAGAAAAUGAUAACGAUGGUUCAGAAACUGAAGCUGAUGAUGAAAUUGAUAUUGAUACUUCUAUUAUAUGUCAAGAAACUUCUGAUAGAAAUGAAGAAACUGAUCCAGAUAUGAACUUUCUUAAAAGUUUACUUCCAGAUAUCAAAGCUUUAAAUCCAAGGCUAAAAAGAAAUUUAAAAUAUGACAUAAUGAAACUAGUUAAUGAUGCUAAUGAUCAAAUGCAAAUUAGUCAAGUAGAACAAAACACAACAACACAACAAGGCACAGUUUAUCAACCUCCCUAUGAAAUCAACCAACCACAAGAUCUGCUACAUCACCACCAAGAAACACAUAAUUCUCCUUAUGGCACCAACCAAUCCAAGAGUCAACCAUACCAACAAGAACAACAUACUCCAUACUGGAGACCAUUAUAA